Gongylonema pulchrum is the source of this 237-nucleotide messenger RNA. The record is from the annotation of a GenBank genome assembly. Lineage: Eukaryota; Metazoa; Nematoda; Chromadorea; Rhabditida; Gongylonematidae.
AUGAGCGGCCGGUUGUCCAAGGAACUGCGCCAAGAGCAGACGGAACGAGGAUCUGUGAAAGCGGACGUGCGCAUACUUCUGGUUGGCGAACCUGGCGUCGGUAAAUCCUCCCUGAUAAUGUCGUUGCUGAAGGAUCGAUUCUGUGAGAAUGUCCCGGCCCGAGUCGACAACAUCGUGAUUCCAGCUGACGUGACUCCCGAAGGUGUUGUCACCUCGAUUCAUGAUUUCUGCGGUUAG